This is a messenger RNA of Acromyrmex echinatior (Panamanian leafcutter ant), 807 nucleotides long. Its product is annotated as cold shock domain-containing protein 3-like. Lineage: Eukaryota; Metazoa; Arthropoda; Insecta; Hymenoptera; Formicidae. The record is from RefSeq and is a predicted model, not a curated record.
AUGGAAGCCCAUAAAAUUUCGGGGAAUGCCCUUUCUGAUCAAAGUAUUAAAACAUCUUUAGAAAAAGACAUGUGCAAGUGUUUUAUUAAGGGAUUGAAACCAGAAAUCGAACAAAGAAUAACAAGGAAUUUAGGCGUUCAGGAAACGAUAGGCGACGCGUUACGAAUAGAAAGAGAACUUCAUUCGAUGACAGAUCUACGACAGAAUCAGGAAGGUACAUCAAGCAAGGCGCUGAGUACGAAUAAAUUACGAGAAACCUGUCAGAUUUGUUAUAAAGAAGGACAUUCAGCUGCAAACUGCAGAAAAUUAAAUAAUUUUGGAACAGAAAUUUUAAUAUGUCAAAUCUGUAAGAAACGCGGACACAGCGCUGACAAAUGUCGACUUCGCGAUCCUCAAGCACGACAAUCCGUUAAUAUUUUACAGGGAAAUAACAUUAUUUGCCAAAUAUGUUCUAGAUCAAGGCAUAACGCCAAAAAUUGUCGAACUGAUAAUAACAAUAGUCAGAAUAAACCUUCUGUAAUCUGUCAGUGGUGCGAUAAGCCAGGUCAUUCGGCCAAUAACUGUUGGAAAAAGCAGAAUGAGCAACAUAACGCGGUUAAUAAAGUAAAGAUCGUCUGUCAAAUCUGUAACAAUUUUGGGCAUAAUGCUAAAAAUUGUCGAUCUAAGAUAGGUCAAAACACUGCACCCUCAGACUUCUUAUUCUGGUAUUGUAAAGGGCAAGGGCAUCUCCUCGAAACUUGCGAAUUACGAAUCGCAAGCAAUAACCGAAGAAAAAUGAAUGAACAGGGAAACUCCGGCGACCCCUAG